Messenger RNA from Syzygium oleosum, 831 nucleotides. RefSeq lists its product as uncharacterized. Lineage: Eukaryota; Viridiplantae; Streptophyta; Magnoliopsida; Myrtales; Myrtaceae. The transcript is spliced from 2 exons. The record is from RefSeq and is a predicted model, not a curated record. The coding region runs from base 235 to 723 and encodes 162 amino acids.
AGGAAAGAACGACAUCUCAGGCUCUCUCGUCUCUCUAGGAGGAACCGAGCAGACCUUUCUCUGAGAUCUCCUCUCCCUCUCUCUCUCUCUCUCCCUCUCUCUGGUCCCUCACUCAGAUCCCCCCAAUGGGAGAAACCGACAGGGGAGACAAGACGAGAGCUUGAGACACACACGCACACACUCUCCCGCACGCACACGUUCGCGUUCUCUGCAGCAAGAAGACAAUCGGGGAACAUGGGAAUGGCUCGUUCUCUAGUUGGCCGCACCCUCGCGGCGGCGCUCGCUCUCCUCUUCCUUCUCUCCCUCGCCGCCUCAUCUUCGGCCGCACCACCGCCCUCCCGCGGACGAAAGCUGGGGUUUUUCUACACCCGCACCAGAGGACGAUGCACUCCUCAGUACUGGAGCAGCGGGCGAGAGAAGUGGCCGAGGAUGGUGCCGAGGAAAUCCACGGUGUCGAGGGCGUUCGGGUCGAGGGCGAUCGCCGAGCUCUACGGCGGCGAUCUGACGGUGUGGGAAUCGACGGCCGGGGUCGUCGGCGUGGGGGGCGCGUACGGCAGGCUGGUGAAGCAGGCGAGCGCGGCCCUUCUCAACUCGUACGCCCGGAAAGGGUUCGCCUACUCGGCCUGGGAAGUCAAGACCCUGCUCAUCCAGGCCUUGGCCUCGCCGCGAGCCGCCGCCGAUCAGGCCGACCAGUUCGCCGUCGCCAACGAAGCCUGUAAUUAGCAGCAAAUCCUUUCGUUCCUUCUUUCUUGUUCUUUCUAUUGAGACUCGAGUAGUAGCCGUAGUCACAGAAAUGAUUUGCCAGAUCAGCAUGUGAAAGUUCUAACCUAA